AUGGCUAUCUGGCUCGGGGAAAUCAUCUACAUUGCGGUUAAACCGAUUUUUAAAAUCUAUUUCAUCAUUGCCAUUGGGUACACUUUGACCAAAAAAAACAUUCUUACCGUCGAAACUUCCAAAAACAUCAGCACCAUCGCAGUCAAUGUGCUUAUACCAUGUUUAGCUUUCCAGAAAAUUGUCAGCAACAUUUCUAAUGAUGACAUCCACCAGAUAGCAACUAUUGUAAUUGUAUCUUUUUUCCUCAUGGGUCUGGGCUCUUUGCUAUGCUUCAUCUUUGGGGUUGCAGCCGGAUGCCCGAAGAACUGGUGGGGAGGCCUCAUUUGCUGCGGCCUAUUGCCGAACAUCUCAGACUUACCAAUCGCUUAUCUACAAACAAUGGAGUCGUCAUCAAUCUUCAACGACAUUGAUAAAGGUGUCAGUUAUGUCAUGAUCUAUUUCACUUUGCAAAUGCUGGUGCAAUUCAACUUCGGAGCGUUCAAGUUGAUAGAAAUGGAUUUCCACACCGAAGCCAGAUUGGAAGCAGCAAAGAAAACAUCUUCCCAAGAGGAAAAGCUAGAAACAGCAACUACGGUAGAUGAUCAGCAUGAAAACAACCCUUCGAUAGUUAUAUCUUCUUCUUCUUCGUCUUCUGAUAUCGAUCUUCAGUCAACUACGGAAUCACUUACAUUGCAGCGACCGCACGUUACCUUUGUGGGAGAGCGUCCCUCCCAAAAUGAUAUCCCCCCACUGCUGACCACAGUAUCAUCCAGAUCUACACUCUCAGACGAACAGCAACAACCUAUGCUGAGAACCACCACAACGGGUUCCUCAUUGUCUUCUGCUAUUCGAUGCACAGAACCACUAUCGAGAACCUUGUCUGUUCCUCGAAUACUGCUUGGUAACGAUGUUCUCGCAGAUCAGGUCCCGGAGGGUAUCAAUGAUAUAGUCAGAGUUUAUUCGAAGUACGAAUUCCUGACGCCAAUUACGGAAGACAUAAGAACUUCUACAAGACAGGCACAGACGUUCUUUUCCAAAGCAGUAGACUUUUUGCAAUCAGUGAAUUAUUACCAUCUGUGCAAGUCAGUUCUUAAUUUGUGGGUUGCAUCAACGUUGAAGAUUGUAUCCAUGACGAUGAUUAUCUCAAUAACGAUUUGUAUGAUUCCCUGGGUACAAGCGUUGUUUGUGAUUACUUCCCAGGCACAUGUCCCUCCAGCACCCGAUGGCGAUCCUCCGCUUUCCUUUAUCAUGGACUUAGCAGGAUAUGUCGGCGCAGCAGAGGUUCCAUUUGGGUUACUCAUGCUUGGCGGUACAAUAGGCCGUUUGAAUUUGUCAACAAUUCCUCUUCGUGUAUGGAGAGUUCCUAUUGCUGUAACAUUUGCUAGACUAUUCAUUAUGCCCAUUAUAGGAUGUGCAUUCAAUUCCAAAAUAUAUCGUGAUGGUUUAUUCUAUGACGAGAAAAUUCUUUACUUCAUAUCCAACAUCAACUUUUGCCUACCUCCUGCAACCUCACUUCUUUAUAUUACUGCAUUUUAUACUCCUAUUGAUGAUAAACCACAUUCUCAAAUGGACUAUUUGGCUCUUGUUUACGUCUUUCACUAUCUUUUAUUGGUCAUAUGCCUCCCAUUUACCACUACUUAUACAAUGAAAAUCUCGUUAAAUCUAUAA
Molecule: messenger RNA, 1647 nt
Organism: Pichia membranifaciens NRRL Y-2026
Lineage: Eukaryota; Fungi; Ascomycota; Pichiomycetes; Pichiales; Pichiaceae
Exons: 1
Coding region: 1-1647 (548 amino acids)
Biological process (GO): transmembrane transport
Cellular component (GO): membrane
Source: RefSeq, a predicted model, not a curated record